AUGACGAGGAACGACCCCAAAAUGAUGGGAAAUGACCCCAAAAUGGCGGGGAACGACCCCAAAAUGAUGGGAAAUGACCCCAAAAUGACGGGGAAUGACUCCAGAAUGACGGGGAGCAAUUUUGGGACACCUGAGGACCCCUCAAAGUGGUCUGAGGGGGAGGUGCCGGGGGAGGCCCUGAGCGAGGAGGAGGAGGAGGAGGAAGAGGAAGAGGAGGAGGACGAGGAGGAAGAGGAGGAGGAAGAGGAGGAGGAGGAGGAGGAUGAAGAGUCCGGGAACGCCUCGGAUCGGAGCGCGUCCAGCGCCCGACGCCGCGCCCGGCGCCGCUGGAAGGAGAGCCCGUGGCUGAAACCCGCCAGGAAGAGGAAGAGGAAGGAGCCCCGGGGCAAGGACAGAGGCCCAGCAGAGGCCGAGCGUUUUGAGGAGCUGCCGCUGUGCUCGUGUCGCAUGGAGGCACCAAAGGUGGAGAGGGGCAGCGACCGCGGGCUGUGCAUGGCCACUGAGAGCGUGGAUGGACAGCUGAGUGGCUGUGGCAGCAGCAUCCUCAAGCGUGAGACCAUGCGUCCCUCGAGCCGCGUGCCCCUGAUGGUUCUGUGCGAGAGCCACCGAGCCCGGAUGGUCAAGCACCAGUGCUGUCCUGGCUGUGGCCACUUCUGCACCGCUGGGACAUUCCUGGAGUGCCACCCCGACGUUCGCAUCGGGCACCGUUUCCACCGCUCGUGCGUGUCCCGCCUGGGGGGUCUCAUUUUCUGUCCCCACUGCGGCGAGGACGCGUCCGAGGCCCAGGAGGUGACGCUGCCCCUCCCCCGCUCCGAGGGGACAUUCCCGGUGCCACCCGCGCCCCCCAACCCCCCCCCGGGCCGGGCCCGAGCCGGGAGGCAGGAGGGGAACACGCCCAGUGCCCGGAUGCGGGGGCAGGGCGAGGGUCGCGCCCCUCCCCCCGACCCCCGGGCCGAGCCCAUCGACAGCUCCGGGGGUCCCGUGCUGGCCCUGCCCUCGGGGGGCGCCCUGAGCGCCAGGGGGCUCCCCCCGGGCCCCGCCAGGGACGCCCUGGAGAAAGCUCUGCUGGGCCAGGAGGCCGAGAGGAGGAAGAAGCUUCGUUUCCACCCCCGGCAGCUUUACCUGAGCGUCAAACAGGGCGAGCUGGGCAGGGUCAUCCUCAUGCUGCUGGACAACCUGGACCCCAAUUUCCAGAGCGACGCCCAGAGCAAGCGCUCGGCUCUGCACGCGGCCGCACAGAAGGGACACCUGGAGAUCUGUCACCUGCUGCUGCAGGCCGGGGCCAACAUCAACGCCGUGGACAAGCAGCGCCGCACGCCGCUCAUGGAGGCCGUGGCCCACGACCAGCUGGAGGCCGCGCGCUACCUGCUCCGCAGAGGGGGCUGCGUCUACAGCAAGGUGACGUCACCGUGACGUCAUCACACGCGACUCUGUGACGUCAUCGCGCCCGACAACGGGGGCUGGACCCCGAUCAUUUGGGCGGCCGAGCACAAACACAUCGAGGUCAUUCGGAGACUGCUGACCCGCGGGGCUGACGUCACCCUGACGGACAACGAGGAGAACAUCUGCCUGCACUGGGCGUCGUUCACGGGCAGCGCCGAGAUCGCCGAGGUUCUGCUCAACGCCCAGUGCGACCUGCACGCCGUCAACUUCCACGGGGACACGCCCCUGCACAUCGCGGCCCGCGAGAGCUACCACGACUGCGUCAGCCUGUUCCUGUCGCGGGGGGCCGACCCCGAGGUGCGGAACAAGGAGGGCGAUUCCCCCCUGGACCUGACCCCGGAGCGCUCCGAGGUUUGGGUGGCGCUGCAGCUCAACAGGAAAUUGAGGCUGGGGGCUGCGGGCAGGGCCCUGCAGACCCCCCCUGGUCGCCCCAGGGACGUGGCUCGUGGCCACGAGAACGUUCCCAUCCCGUGCGUGAACGGCGUGGACGAGGAGCCGUGUCCCCAGGACUACAAAUACAUCGCCGAGAACUGCGAGACCUCCACCAUGAACAUCGACCACAACAUCACCCACCUGCAGCACUGCACCUGCCAGGACGAUUGCUCCUCCUCCAAUUGCCUCUGUGGGCAGCUCAGCAUCCGCUGCUGGUACGACAAGGACGGGCGGCUGCUGCAGGAGUUCAAUAAAAUCGAGCCCCCCCUGAUCUUCGAGUGCAACCAGGCCUGCACCUGCUGGAGGAGCUGCAAGAACAGAGUGGUGCAGAGUGGCAUCAAGGUGCGGCUCCAGCUCUACCGAACGGCCAAGAUGGGCUGGGGGGUGCGAGCCCUGCAGGCCAUUCCCCCCGGGACCUUCAUCUGCGAGUUUACCGGGAAUUACCGGGGAUGGAAGCGGGCCUCCGGGCCCGGCCCCUCCCCCACGGCGGCUGUGUCGCGCCAGGACGGCGAGGUUUACUGCAUCGACGCCCGUUACUAUGGCAACGUCAGCCGCUUCAUCAACCACCUGUGCGACCCCAACAUCAUCCCCGUGCGGGUGUUCAUGUUACACCAGGACCUGCGCUUCCCCCGCAUCGCCUUCUUCAGCAGCCGCCACAUCCGGCCCGGAGAGGAGCUGGGGUUCGACUACGGGGACCGAUUUUGGGACAUCAAGAGCAAAUAUUUCCCGUGCCAGUGCGGCUCCGAGAAGUGCAAACACUCGGCCGAGGCGGGCGGGGGAGCCAGGAAAUCGCUGCUGUUCACAUAA
Messenger RNA from Sturnus vulgaris (Common starling), 2682 nucleotides. Lineage: Eukaryota; Metazoa; Chordata; Aves; Passeriformes; Sturnidae. The record is from RefSeq and is a predicted model, not a curated record.